Artibeus jamaicensis (Jamaican fruit-eating bat) is the source of this 1191-nucleotide messenger RNA. RefSeq names its product corticotropin releasing hormone (gene CRH). The record is from RefSeq and is a predicted model, not a curated record. Bases 69 to 707 code for a protein of 212 amino acids. Gene Ontology annotation, molecular function: corticotropin-releasing hormone activity. The transcript is spliced from 2 exons. Gene Ontology annotation, biological process: negative regulation of epinephrine secretion; negative regulation of glucagon secretion; positive regulation of cortisol secretion. Gene Ontology annotation, cellular component: extracellular region. Lineage: Eukaryota; Metazoa; Chordata; Mammalia; Chiroptera; Phyllostomidae.
AGAAAUCCCCCUUAAGAGCCGCGAAGACGUUCCUCUGCAGCAGCGCCUCAGGAGCUAGCGCCCCUAACAUGAGACUGCCGCUGCUCGUGUCCGUGGGAAUCCUGCUCGUGGCACUCCUGCCCUGCACACCAUGCAGGGCCCUCCUCAUCCGCGGGCCUGGCCCAGGCUCCCGGCAGCUCCCCCAACCCACGGUUUUCUUCCAGCCGCAGCUGCAGCCCCAGCUGCAGCCCCAGCAGCCCCAGCAGCCCCAGCAGCCCCAGCAGCCCCAGCAGCCCCAGCAGCCCCAGCAGUUGCAGUCUCGGCCAGUCCAGCUCCGAAUGGGGGAGGAAUACUUCCUCCGCCAGGGCAACCCCAAUAAGAGCACCGCUGCUCCCUCCUGGUCUGCCUCUGCGCCUGUCGCGGGCGGUGGCGGCAGGCGCCCCUCGCCGGACCAGGUAGCCGACAACUUUCUUCGCGUGUUGCUGCAGCAGCGGUCGCAGCGCCGGCGCCCGCUGGACAGGCUUUCGGGCCCCGCGGGGCGUGGCACUGAGAGCGCCCUCCGCGGUCGCUCGGAGGCACCAGAAAAGGAGAGGCGAUCGGAGGAAGCUCCCAUCUCGCUGGAUCUCACCUUCCACCUCCUCCGAGAAGUCUUGGAACUGGCCAGGGCCGAACAGUUAGCGCAGCAAGCUCACAGCAACAGGAAACUGAUGGAGAUUGUUGGGAAAUGAAACGGUGCGUCUGGCUGUUGCCCUAAAGAUUCUGCAUUUAGCACAAAAAUAAAAAAUAUACAGUAUUCUGUACCAUAGUGUUGGUUUAAUAUCAUUUGUUUAUUUUUAUAUAGCUUGAAACGUAGAGGAUGUACAGCAAGAGCGCCUCUACUCCUUAAUUAGCAUGCACAAAGUGUAUUCAUGCGCAGUAAUAGCAACGAAAUGGUAUUUGUAUUGUCUACUUUUAGUUUCCAUUUCCAAAUGUCUUUAAUGGUGAUUGAAAGAGUAUAGACCCAGGAGGAAACAUUUUGAAGAAGCAGACAGAAGUCACCCAACUGAUUUUGUUUGGCAGCCCAAGCCAAAGAGAAUGUCGUUCUCUUGGGUGGGUGAGAGAAAACCUGUAAGCUCUUUGAAUCAACUUUUCCUUGUAAAUGUUUCAGUAAUAAAACCACUUUACAAUCCUUGGUCAAUUUGGUUGUGUAAGAGAAUGUUCGAUAAUUAUAUU